AUGACUCAAAUUGCUUUUGAAGUGACAGUUAAUGUACCAGCAGUAAAAGGCACCGGUGGUAAAGUUUUAAAUGCCAUGGCUACUGCAACACCACAAAUUACCGGAGAGUCUGUUCAAACGACAUUAGAGGUAUUAGAUAAAGUUGGUGUAAAAGACAACAUCGAAGAAGCAAUUCGGACUAUUGAUAAAGAUACACCGGAACAAAGAGAAGAAGAAGAGAAAAGAAUUACCAGGCGCAUUUAUAGAGUUGAACUAUUAUUAAAUUUUUUAAUGUAUUAUACCAGUUUAAUUAUCCAAUGGCUGACUUUAUUAGGACUUAGUAGUAGUUUUGGCAACUUCCUUUAUAAUGUACUUAUUGGAUCAUUCGUUUUCACCGAAUGGAAUUUCGGAAGUAUUUCGACCGUUGGCAAGAUUUCCGGGGUGACAAUAAGUUUACAAAUCAUACUUUUUAUAAUUUCAAAUAUAAUUGUUUUAUUUUAUCGAAGAUUUCACCCAAGCAAACAGUCACCUGCAGGAUUACAAGGCCCAAUUUAUUAUAAUGGAAUAUUAAAAGUGUUCAAUUUAUUAAAGCCAGAAGUUGAAUCUUAUAAUACAUCAGUCAAAAAAUUGGACGCUCAAUUUUCUCAAAUUUUGGGCGCCAUUUCACAAGUCCUGAUCAUUAUAGCAGCUUCAUUCUCCGCCAGUAGUAAUAUAACAUCUCUUAAUGGAAUCUCCGAUAGCGGUAUUGAUACUGCCUUUCCAACUGGACUUGGAGGUUUUAUACAAAUUGAGAAUAAUCAAGUUGAAGAACAAUCAAUAGCAGUAAAACAUGCCGCUGGAUUUGCUAAAACCACUUUACUGGUAGCAGUUUUAGCUAUAAUUAUGACAUCUAUAAUGAAUGUUAUUAGUUGGAUGAUAGGUAUCUGGAAAGUAAAUAAAGACGAAUUGAUUGUUUAUGCUAUCUUUAAAUUUAUCACAAGAAUGGUUACUUGUUAUCCUUGUUUCCAUGAUAAAUUGGUUGGUGCAGAUAAAAAGAUCGAUGAUAAAACUAAUGAAUCCGAAAUGGAAGCUCUUGAGGAAAUGGGUACACAGAAAAAACCGCCGUUAGAACUCGGAAAGAAAAAUACCUUAACUAGUCCCAAUGUUCAAACUCUUAUCGACAAUACAAUUUCAGAGGGAGCCUCAGGUAAAGAAAAUACAAUUGAUGCUCUUAAUAGUAUAGUAACAACUGUAUCUGGAACUUCUAACAAUGAUGAUGAAAAGUCAUCUAAUAUUGAUGCUAGUAAAAUAAUAUCGGAUGGUGUCAAAGUUGCAUCCAGUGUAAUUGAAGGACAAAAGCAAAGCGGCUCAACUGAUACAAAACCUGUUAUUAAUGAAAUUAUUUCUGAUGGAAUCAAGACAAUAGCUACUGAUACCGGUGGUGAUGGUCAAAAAUCUUCAGACGUUAGUAAACUUGUUUCGGAUGGAAUUCACAUGAUUGAUGGCGGUUCCGAUGCAAAACUUGAUGCUAGUAAAAUAGCAUCGGAUGGUAUCAAAGUCGCAUCCAGUGUAAUCGAAGGACAAAAGCAAAGCGGCUUAACUGAUACAAAACCUGUUAUUAAUGAAAUUAUUUCUGACGGAAUAAAGACAAUAGCUACUGAUACCGGUGGUGGCGGUGAUAUUGGCAAGAUAGCAUCAGAAGGUAUCAAAGCUGCAACCAGUGUAAUUGAAGGACAAAAACAAAGUGGCUCGACUGAUACAAAACCUUCGGAUGUUGUCGAUAAACUUGUUUCGAGUGGAAUUCAAGUUAUAGGUAACAUAAUUGAUGGUGGAUCCGAUACAAAACUUGAUGCUAACAAAAUAGCAUCGGAUGGUGUCAAAAUUGCAACUAGUGCAAUUGAAGGACAAAAAGAUAGUGAUUCAACAAAAAAAUCAUAA
Messenger RNA from Entrophospora candida, 1896 nucleotides. NCBI's taxonomy places the organism in Eukaryota, Fungi, Glomeromycota, Glomeromycetes, Entrophosporales, Entrophosporaceae. The record is from the annotation of a GenBank genome assembly.